Messenger RNA from Salvia miltiorrhiza (redroot sage), 2313 nucleotides. Its product is annotated as trihelix transcription factor PTL. The record is from RefSeq and is a predicted model, not a curated record. Lineage: Eukaryota; Viridiplantae; Streptophyta; Magnoliopsida; Lamiales; Lamiaceae. The coding region runs from base 619 to 2025 and encodes 468 amino acids. The transcript has 2 exons.
AACACAAUCGCCAUAUUCAAUUCAUCUCUCACAACUGUACACAAUCAAUCCCAUGCCAUAUAGAGAGAGACAGAGCUAGAGAGAUGGAGAGGGGCUCCCGCUCAUGAAUUGUGGGUUUUUGAAGCAGACUGUUGAGAAAUUAAGAGAGAGAAGAAGAAGAAGAAAGAGUCAAAAGGGCAUUCACUGUGUCUCAUUUUUUGACAUAUGUCCUCACUUUAUUCGCCCUUAAUUGCGUAUAUGAGUACACACUACCUUAUACUUUGUAUGUAUGUAUGUAUAAACAUUGUAUGGUAUCCACACUGUACAUAUGAAUCCAAACCCUACAGAAUAUAGAUAGACACACACACACACACACACACACGAGAGCGAGAGAGAGAGAGAGAGAGAGAGCUCCACACUACAUUGAUGCAGCAUAGAAAUGGGUCCAUAGUCCUCUAAAUGAAUUCAAAACCUUUUUCUGUAAGGACACGAUCCGGGUCUGCCGCUCCUCUCACCACUGUCCCCCCCUUCUUCUUCUUCUUCUUCUUCUUCUUCUUCUUCUUCUUCUCUCUCUCAUUCAAUUAACUAAUAGCGAAGAAAUUCCGGGCUGCUUGUAGUUCGAUUUCGCUCUAAAUUAACAUGGAAGAUCAAUACGGCAUGGCCGAUCUGCGCCAGUACAUCAGCAGCCGCCCUUUAUUCCCCCCAAUCCCGCCGCCGCCGGACUUGCUAUCCGCCCACCGCGGCGGCCUCAACCCCUACGACAUGCUCAUCUUCCGCUCAGAUUCCGUCGCCACCGCUAACAACAACAACGCGGGGGGCGCCGCCGCCUCCAGCAGCGCCGGCUUCGGGGGCUUCGAGAGCGGCCUCAACGGCGGCGACAGCGGCGCGGGGAGAUGGCCGCGGCAGGAAACGCUGACUCUUCUGGAGAUCAGAUCGAGACUCGACCCCAAAUUCAAGGAGGCCAAUCAAAAGGGCCCCUUGUGGGAUGAAGUCUCAAGGAUAAUGUCUGAGGAGCAUGGAUAUAAUAGGAGCGGCAAGAAAUGCCGAGAGAAAUUCGAGAAUUUGUACAAAUAUUACAAGAAGACCAAAGAAGGCAAGGCUGGGAGACAAGACGGCAAGCACUACAGAUUCUUCAGGCAGCUCGAAGCCCUCUACGGCGGCGAACCUCACACUACUUCAGCUUCAAUGUCCGAAGCCGCCGGCAGUUAUCACGUCAGUUUCCCAAACAAGAGCGCGUUGUUAUCGGCCCCGAAGCUCUCCGACACGAGCCUCAGCCUCUCGAACUACUCCGAAGCCGAGACGAGCUCAUCCGACGACAGCGACGAGGGGAAGAUGAUGAUUAAGAAGAGAGGAGGGUGGAAGGUGAAGAUUAGGGAAUUCAUCGACGUGCAGAUGAAGAAAUUGAUGGACAAGCAGGAGGCGUGGAUGGAGAAGAUGAUGAAGGCCAUGGAGGAGAAGGAGCGGGAGAGGGCCAUGAGAGAGGAGGAGUGGAGGAAGCACGACGCCGCCCGGAUAGAGAGAGAGCACAAGUUCUGGGCUAGCGAGCGCGCCUGGAUCGAGGCCCGCGACGCCGCCCUCAUGGACGCCUUGCACAAACUCACCGCCGGCAAAGACGCCGCCGAGAGCAACGACGACGGCGGCAGCGAGACCAUGGCGGACUGGGCCGAGUGCGAGGUCAAUCGGCUGAUCCAGCUGAUGGAGGGGAAAUUGGAGGCGGAGGAGAUGGUUUGGGAGGAGAUCGCCACCAAGAUGGCCUGCUUCGGACAUGACAGGAGCGCGGCGGCGUGCAAGGACAAGUGGGAAAGCAUUCACACUUAUGCGCUGAAAUGCGGCAGCAAGAAGAGGAAGGAUACCUCCAAAGGCGCCACCUAUUUCACCGGAGUUUACUGUGAUACUCAGACUAGUGAGCAAGGGAAUAUCAGCUUGAAUAAUAAUCACGAUCAUGGCAGCUCGUCGCCGAAUCCUAAUACGGCGGCGGCCGCGGCAAUGAGCGAGAGCUGCUUCAGGUACUUCAUGGGAGAUGCUUAUGGAAGGAUCAUCGGCUGAUGCUGGAUGCUUCUAGAACCCUCUUAAUAACUUGGUGAAAAUCUAACUAGCUACGUACAUGGUUAGUUUGAAGACCUAAUUCAUUAUAGGUGAUCGCCUGCACUUUGUAGUAAUAUUAAUUUGAGCUUUUCAUUAUGUGUUUUUUUUCCCCUUUUGGAUGCUGGAAUAACUUUUGGGAGGAACUGAUUUAAUUUUUUUAUUUUUAUUAACAUGUGGUUGUUUGGCGUGAAUGUAAUUUGUUUUUACUGUUUGACAGCUGCAUUAAGAUGAACUUUAAGAUUUAUUUUC